This is a messenger RNA of Cryptomeria japonica (Japanese cedar), 5367 nucleotides long. Its product is annotated as protein HOTHEAD. Lineage: Eukaryota; Viridiplantae; Streptophyta; Pinopsida; Cupressales; Cupressaceae. Gene Ontology annotation, molecular function: oxidoreductase activity, acting on CH-OH group of donors; flavin adenine dinucleotide binding. The transcript has 7 exons. The record is from RefSeq and is a predicted model, not a curated record. The coding region runs from base 3396 to 5138 and encodes 580 amino acids.
CUUUGUAACCUCGCGGCACUUUUCCUUACUUCUAGCUCAGGAAUCUACACUACCUAUUGCGUUCUGCAAGUGACGCUGUGUUUUAAUUUUUUUCAAUUUUGUUUUCUUUUGCUAGUCUUUUCAGGAUCUAAUACUCUGUACAAUCAUUCUAUUUGUAUCAUGAAAAUGUUUUCAUUUUUUUCUUAUUGGGUGGAGAGUAUUAGCUGCCCUCUGCAGCAAUGCUAAAUAUGUUUGGCCGUAAGCUGAUGCAAGACAGACACUCUUGCCUACAGCUUCACACAUACAAAACUCACUCAAUGUGUCUUCCUUUGUCUCGCCAUCCCCAAGUAUCAAUUGACUAGGGACGGAGACCGCCGCAGGGGUAAAGUCUAGCCGUUAAGGUAUGAAGGUUGCCCUGCUACCCCAUGAGACUCCAAACUACUUUGACUUUUCUAAGUGGGGUCGCAGGGUAACGAGGACUUGGGCAAAAUGAACGAUCGAUAAUCGGUAAAGUGCGCUAGGAAGGGGCCAGUCAAUACUCUCAACAUUCACAUACAGAUCCUCUCUUCUUAAUUUGCAUUCAACAAUACAAAAUAAGAUUGCAAACUAGCUGCAACACACUUAUACUAUACACCCACAACUUUUUCAAAAACUAAAACAAUACUUUGUUGACCUUCUCAAUGGCCUCUAUGAUAUCUCUGACUUUAAAUUAAAUUCCAUUCUUUUCUUGUUCACAUAACCAUACCACAAAACCUGAUUUGCUUUGCAUCUCCUCACUAGGCAUUUUCACUCUUCUUAAUUUUUCAAGCAGCACCUGUUCUCUUUAUCAAUAGUGCUAGAAAUGUUGUUUACUCAAUAUUUAAAACCCACACCUCCUCUUAAGUUUUCUACCUAUGCAACCCACAUCUCCCUUCCUUGGCCACGCAACUUUCUCUAACCUGCCCCACUUCGUAGCCUAACUUGCAAUGAUACUUAAAUAAUUUUGUAAUCUUUCAAAGGUGUCUUUAGACUUUCCACUUCACAAUUCUCUCUCAAACUAUUCUACUUCUAAUUGCGCAGGUAUGUCCAUUUGUACUCUUAUUUCAUCAGAAGUUGAAUUUUCUGUCAAAUGGCAUUUGCUUGAAAGUUAGAAAGACUUAUGCCUUGCUGGAAAUAUGUACCCUGCUCCAAAUCUGAUGAAGGUUGCGGAAUUUGGCUCUACACCUUUCAAUUUCAAUUGCUUGAAAGUCUAUAAAGACUCUCCUACAAAUCUAUUCUACGCAUAUCCUUCAGUCUUUGUAAUCUUUGAGGCAUUCUGUCAAACAGUUUACCAUGCCCUUUCUAUGCUUCCACAUUUUGCAUACUACAGGUUGCACGGGCGUUGACAAGGGUUAUGGUUUUUAGCUUUGCACUUGCCAAUUUAUUUGCUUGAAAAGUCUCUUCCAUAAAUCCAUUUUGUGCAUAGUUUACAAUCAUUGUAGUCUGUGGGACAACAUUUUGUCAAACAGUCUAUGUGCCUUGUCUGUGUUCCCACAUUUUACUUCAUUCAACAAAUUGUGUGAUAAGAUCCACGUGCCUCUUCUAUUUAGACUGAUGUAAAUUGACAGAAAGAUGCCAAUGAGACCAAGAAACACAAAAACUAAACCAAAACUGAGAAAACAACCAAAUUGGAAACAGAUUAUUUUUUUGGUGGUGCUGAUUGCUCGUCCGCCAGCGUGCCCCUGCACCAGAAGCCUUUCCUGUAGUGGUGUGAGUUACACCUGCCUUUCCAUAUGAAUUGUUUGAGGAGCACUGUUUUAAGCUAGCUAUAACUAGCAUGGAUACUUUGUGUAGAUUUUUUCCAGCAAUAGGUUCAAAUACUUAUCAAAGGCUUAAUUUUUUUCUGUUUGUGGCUAAUAUUUGGCAAUAUGGAGUUAUUCUGUUAUUACAGUAGCAUGUAAAUCUCUAUACCUACUGCUAGGAUGUUUUAUUGUAGUAUAACAGCUUGUUUGUAAGCUCUAGUUACUCAAAAAUAAGCAUGACUAAAUUUUGAUUUGGGUUAUGUGAUUCAAAACAGAUUUCACCAGGAUUUUUAUAUGUACAUUUAACAAAUUUUUAAAUUUUUCAUAUGUACAGCUUCAGCCCGAAAAGCAUAAGUAUGUUCAUAAAUGUUACCUUAGCAUUUCUAAUAAUAUUCGUAUGAUGCUUUAUAAGAUGCAUUUAGGCCAAAGUCAAACAGUAGACUGCACAAGUGACCUAUCGCAUGACAUGUUUUCUAAACUAGUUAAAGCUUGAUGUCUACUGAAUGAUAUGUAAUAAUAGCAUUAAAUCACAUAGCUAAAUAAUAGUCUGCCAAUGUACACACCACUAAACUUAAUUUAGUCAGCCUUUGAAUUCCAUAUCAGCAACUUUUAGCUUUAUAUACAUUUCAACCAAGAGAAGUCUAGAUUUUAUUUUAGGAAUAUGUACUGGCCAUUUUCUCUUGGUGGCUGUCUUGUCUAUUGCUUGUGUGAGUGCAUGCAAAUCAAGAUGUCCAUAGAGUGGAGGUUUUGUGGUCACUUGUGCAAUUAUUGCAGCCUACCUCCAAGAAUAGAUCAGUAACACGUAUUCAGCCUGUUUCACUCAGGUCUAAGGGCAUUGAAAGUAAUUCUCAAUCAUACCAUAUGCUCUAGCAAUUUCUGCAGCACUCCUUUGACAUAUUUGACACAUGAAGCAGUACUUAUGAUUUAUUAGAUUCUGUUUAGGUGCUAGUCUAGCAGUUUAGAAAAUGAGAAGAUUCUCUGUAGAAGUUACAUGGAUUCUGUUUUCAUGUUGAAUUAAAAAUGGUGCUUCUAUUGAAAAGAAUAACACUCUUGAUUGAAACUUUUGUUUUACUUGUAGCAUGUUUGUGGUUGUUGUUAUUAAAUUGUCAUUCUGGGCAAAGUCGGGUAAUGUUCAUGUUCAUAGAAUUAUUUGUCUUCAUUUGUACGGUCCAUUAAUAAAUAGGAUAUCAUUUGAAUGACUAAAACAGUCAUUGUAUUGGCCCCCUAUGGAAUGUCCUCAACCAAAUAUUUAUCAGUAAUUUCAGAUCUAAAAAUAAACUAGCUUUCUGAUGUCAUAUGAAUGAAAUCCUAAAUUAUUUUUUUAUCGUUUUUGUAGCCAUUUCAAUCUAAACAAUCUCUCAGGCACCAUGUUCUAUCCAAACUCUUCAGCGAGAAUAUGAAUUUGCUUCAUGUGUGAGUGAAAUGCAUUAGUACUUAUAUGUCAUAACCUUCAGCAUGUCAUCUACAAACUAUUUGACAGGAAUGAGUUUGAAGGACAGAUCCCCUCUACUUUGGGACAGUCAUAACCAGUUUGACUGUUGUGAGGCUUGACAGAAACCAGAUAACAUGUUCAAUUCCCUCCAACAUCAGCAACCUAGCAAGCCUUGAAGAACUGAUGGAAGACUGGAAAUCUUUUGAGAAUACUAUUCAGCCGGGAUGGAAAGCUGCUCUGAGCACUACCAUUGGAUUCAUCUGGUUUUUUGUGCUCAUGGUAUAUGGAAUAAGUUUUUGAAGAUAAUACACAAAAAUCGGGCAACAAAUGCUAAGAAAAGCAUUGAACAACAAGCUAGUUUGACAGAGAUUUUAUUGAUUGAUGCAACAAGUUUUUCAACAAAUAGAAAUAAGCAAUACCUUGCCAUUGACUACCUGAAAUAUCCAUUUCCAUUUAUGACAGCAGAUGCUGAAAAGGCAGCUGCAAGAACAUAUGAUUACAUUGUGGUUGGAGGAGGUACAGCGGGUUGUCCUCUGGCAGCAACACUGUCACAGCACUAUUCUGUUUUGCUAUUGGAGAGGGGAGACUCCCCCUAUGGAAAUCCCGACACUGCAGACGUAAAAGGGCUUUUAAAGAUUCUUGGGGAUCCCACUAAAUACCCUUUUGUAACUGAAGGAUUUGUCUCAGAGGAUGGAGUGCAGUUGCUAAGGGGAAGAGUUCUGGGAGGUGGAACAGCCAUUAAUGGUGGCUUCUACAGCAGGGCAAGCACCGAAUUCAUUCGAAAGAUGGAGUGGGAUGAGAAACUUGUUAAUGAUUCGUAUGAAUGGGUGGAGGAGGUUGUUGCCUUCAAACCAGACAAGCUUUCUCGUUGGAAUUCUGCUGUCCGUAAUGCACUUUUGGAAGCUGGAGUGCUUCCUUAUCAUGGGUAUACUGUGGAUCAUUUUGAAGGCACCAAGAUUAGCGCUUCAACUUUUGACAACGAUGGAAGGAGACACACAGCUGCAGAUCUUCUUCAAUAUGCAAAUCCUGAUAACAUUGUAGUUCUUCUCAAUGCCACAGCCAGCAAAAUCCUCUUCGAUUCCUCAUCAGGAAAAUUAAAGGCUAUUGGUGUGGAGUUUGUGAGUACCAUUGAUGGUCUUUUUCAUCAAGUGUUCACCAACCACUUAUCACCUUGGAGUGAGGUAAUUUUGUCGGCAGGAAGCAUAGGUAGUCCUCAACUUCUCAUGCUAAGUGGAAUUGGUCCCUCAAAACAACUUCAAGAAUUGAAUAUCACUGUACAUUUAGAUUUAAACUCAGUGGGGAAAGAAAUUCAAGAUCCACCACGCAUAACAAUCAUUAUCAAGUCCCCUGAACCACUUGAAACUGUUCAACCGCAAGUAGUGGGUAUAUUAGAGAAUUCACAAGUCUAUUUUGAGUCAUUUAGCUUCUUUCAACAAGAAAGUGCCACUAAAAAUCAGUAUCUAGCAUGCAUAUUUUGCAAGAUAGCUUUACCCCUAUCUAGGGGUGAGAUUAGACUAAGAAGUAAAAAUCCACAAGAUAUCCCCUCUAUAAGAUAUAACUACUUUUCUCAUGUUUCUGACUUACAAGAAUGUCUUGAUACUAUUAAGAUGUUGUCAAAGAUUGUAAGGACACAUUCUAUUCAAGAGUUUGCAUUUGGAGGUAAUGGAAACUCCAAAAUUCUUCAAUUCAUAGGACCAAAAUUACCACAAAAUCAACUAGACAAUAAAGAAUUAGAAUUUUUUUGUAGAGAUACAGUAGCAACAUUUUGGCAUUACAGUGGAGGAUGUGAAGUUGAUUCGGUGAUAGACCAAAACCUUCACGUGAAAGGAAUUAAUAGCCUAAGGGUUGUGGACAAUUCAAUCUUCAAGGAAAGUCCUGGGACAUAUCCACAAGCAACUCUCAUGAUGCUUGGAAGGUAUGUAGGAGACAAAAUGCUUCAAGAGCGCAAAAAUAUUUGUGAAUAUUAGACCAUUUCCAUGUUUCAAAAACAAAUGCUAUCACCAAGUUGUACAAUAUCUAUACUAUUAUGAUAAUAAGGCCUAAAAUAAAAAAUGUAUUAGGCCUUAGUAUUACAUUAGGUUCAUAUUCUUUCUAGGUGACCUAUAUUUUAUUUUAUAUUAUUUAUUCAAUAUGCAUGGGAUAGUAUAGAUUUUCUUUAAUAAGGCUUGAUGUAAUAUAAUGACUUACUUCAUUAAA